Messenger RNA from Lathyrus oleraceus (garden pea), 1420 nucleotides. RefSeq lists its product as uncharacterized. The record is from RefSeq and is a predicted model, not a curated record. Gene Ontology annotation, biological process: protein localization to Golgi apparatus; Golgi to plasma membrane protein transport; Golgi to endosome transport. The coding region runs from base 513 to 971 and encodes 152 amino acids. Lineage: Eukaryota; Viridiplantae; Streptophyta; Magnoliopsida; Fabales; Fabaceae. Gene Ontology annotation, cellular component: trans-Golgi network; Golgi membrane. The transcript has 4 exons.
UUUGCUAAGAUCUCUUCUAAUAAAAGUCAAAAUAAAUAUAGACAUUACACACGAUUAAAAGAACUAGUAAUGAAAACGGCAACAAUAUAGCCAAAACGACACUUCCAGUCUGAACUUCACGCAUAGUGCAAUUCCCUGCAAUUUUCCUCCCAAUUUUUCCUUUCUCGCCGAUCGCCAUCGCUGGAGGAAAAAAACCUCAAUUUCCCCCCAACAAUUCCUUCUCAGUUUCCGUUGGUUGCAGAAUCCAGAUCUGAAAGAACGUGAACCAUUGUUUGCUUUGGGGUUAAACGCAACAUCCUUGAUUUGGGUUUUAAAAACUGUUUCAAGGCAAUUGGGGUCUUGAAUUUUGAUUAAUUUUAUGUAAUGAAGAGUGUUGUGGCUUUGAUUAUUGAGAUUAAUGUAACUGGGUCGAUGUGAGUGGAAAAAGUUUAAGUUUUUAGAAUUGGGUUUUUGAUUUGGGAAUUUAGAGAUUAGGUUUAGUUUGUGAGGGUUUUUUGUUUUGAGUAGGAGUCAUGUUCUAUGGUGCAGUGGUAUGGGAUCCUUGGCUUAUUGUUGCUCAAAUUGUUUGUCUUCAAUGUAUGUAUUAUAUGACCCUUGGAUUGCUCUUAACCGUAUUUGUUGGCACCCGUGUUUCUCGAUUGAGCCUUGUGUAUUUCUUUGACUAUGUUACUGUUUCUACCUCCACCAUUACUGGUUGGUGUGUUGCUGUUUCAUUUCUGCUCAGCUCAGCUGCAGGGGCUGUGUAUUUGCUUUAUUUGAUUGAACGAUCAAAGAAGUGCUUGGAUUUUUCAGCCACUCUCUAUAUCAUCCAUCUUUUCAUAUGUAUUGUGUAUGGGGGUUGGCCCUCUUCUAUUACAUGGUGGAUUGUGAAUGGUACUGGAAUUGCUGUAAUGGCUUUGCUAGGUGAAUAUCUGUGUAUGAAACGUGAACUUCAGGAGAUAAAAAUACCACGAUAUCGAUCAAAUGUUUGAUUGACAUAAAGAAGUAACCCGAGUCUUGAAUUUAAGAAAGGAGUUGUACUGCAGGAUGAUAACAUCUUUUGCUUCUAUAUACGGUUGAUCUCGAAGAUAAAGCCCAUGUAGCGCAUAGUUGUUCUAUUAUGCCAUUGAAAGAGCUUCAUUUACUUUUCUAUUCUUUAGCUGCAAUAGAUUUUAUAGAUAACCAGACAAAGAUCAGGUACAUAAUUUUCCAGGAAGUUCUGAAAAUGUUAUGUAGGUUAUUCUCAUUCUAUUUUGUUUUUUGUCCUUUCCAUAUAGCGAUUGUCGGUUAAGGUGAUUCAGCUUCAAUUCUUUUUACCCUCUUUGUGAGUUAUUGGAUCUAUUUGAUUUCUUAGAAAUAUGUAUUAGUUUUGUGCCAUUGUUAAAAAGGUUGUUGUAUCAGAUUGGAGAAUGAAUCUCAAUAAAAUUUGCAUUCUAACUUC